This is a messenger RNA of Penicillium alfredii, 1332 nucleotides long. RefSeq lists its product as uncharacterized. Lineage: Eukaryota; Fungi; Ascomycota; Eurotiomycetes; Eurotiales; Aspergillaceae. The transcript has 3 exons. The record is from RefSeq and is a predicted model, not a curated record. Bases 1 to 1332 code for a protein of 443 amino acids.
AUGAGCUUUUCUCCACCCAGAUUCACAUUCUCUAAAUCUUCAUCCUCUGCAAACAUCAGAACUUCAUCAUCUUCUCGUGGCGGUGAUGGAGACUCAAAUGCUCCCGGGCAAGUGUCACCGAGUGCGCCACGCUCGUUGCCGACAACCUCGCCGCCACCAAUCUUCACAUUUCAGGGUCUUAAUCUGGAAAGUCCAUCGGAUGGCGCCAGCUACUCCAGUAGAUCCAGAAGAGAAAGAUCAUCUCUAACUCCAACUCGCUCUCUCUCGACCUAUGCCGACCAGCAUAAUGCUUCCCCAAGCCCCAGACCAAUUCGCGCCACAAGCUCGCAAGGCAGUCGAGCUCAAACCAAAACAAGAUCCCCACCAUCCAGGCUGUUUAGUAACCACAAUACCAGGGAGCCCAUAGCCAGAUCAGAGGUUUCGGAAAUCGACACAGAGCAAGUAAAGAUUCCCGGUGCAUUUCCUGGAAGCCGUUAUAGCUCGGAAAACCGUACCCCGGCAUCCGCAAAAAGUCCAAGCACUAUUCGCAGGGAGCUGCUGCCUUCGGCUCCCAUUUAUAACGGUCGCUUGCAAGAUGGACUGAAGGAUGUGAAGAGCAUGCUCGCCUGUCUUGCCGAUAUGAUGCGCGUUUCUGAACUAGCACAAGACCAAUACUCUAGCUUGAACAACCAUCUGCGACAGACAGAGAAAGCGAGCAAAUUUAAUUGUCCAGAGACACGAACUGUGGGAAUAAUUGGAGAUUCUGGAGUUGGCAAGAGCUCUUUGAUCAAUUGCCUUCUCGACCAAAAUGGUCUUUCUCGCUCGAGUAGCAAUGGAGCUGCUUGCACCUGCGUGGUGACUGAGUUUCGAGCAAUAGACGACAACCACUCCGGACCGUUCACCAUCCAGGCAGAGUUCAUGACCACACAAGAAAUGAGAGAACUUAUCGAAGAGCUCCUUGUUAGCUUCCGUCAGUUUUACGUCGCUUCUGCAUACCGCGAGCUUGAAGGCCCAGACCAACAGAACUGUCGGUCUUCCGCUGACCGGGCCUGGGAAACAUUUCAGAGCUUAUUCAAGGGCCAGCCAAGCCUUACCAUUGAAUUUCUAUCCGACGACACUACCAACGCUUACCCAAGGAUUCUUGAGCAGCUAGAGCGCUGGGCUUAUAUUGGAUUAGCUCGCCGACCAGGUGGGCCCGAUGCCCUGGAGCAUUCUGUCAUCGCAGGAGAUCUCAAGGAGUGCGCAGAUUGUCUUGAUUUCCUCGCAGCGGAUUCUAAAGAAGACAACGCACCUGCUCUUUGGCCAUUCGUCAAAUUGAUUCGGUCCGUGCGAAACUAUAAACCAGAAAGAUAG